This is a messenger RNA of Gigantopelta aegis, 2103 nucleotides long. Its product is annotated as beta-mannosidase-like. The record is from RefSeq and is a predicted model, not a curated record. Bases 156 to 1988 code for a protein of 610 amino acids. Gene Ontology annotation, molecular function: beta-mannosidase activity. Gene Ontology annotation, biological process: glycoprotein catabolic process; carbohydrate metabolic process. The transcript has 12 exons. NCBI's taxonomy places the organism in Eukaryota, Metazoa, Mollusca, Gastropoda, Neomphalida, Peltospiridae.
GAAGGAUAUCUACAUAAAAGGGUUUAGUACAGCUGUUAUAAAGGAUCUGUCAGCUACAGUGCAUAAAGGAUGUUGUGAUUGACAGGUGGUGGCCCAAUGGCUAUGGAAACCAAACCCUGUACAACCUGUCUGUGUUCUACCGAGAUGAAAGUGGAAUGGAGGAGUCACGCGCAGGACUCACAAUUGGUUUUCGAACAGUGGAACUAGUACAGCAGCCUGUGUCUUCUAAGAAUGCCAGUAAAGGUUUGACUUUUUACUACAAAAUCAACGGAGUACCACUGUUUUUAAAAGGAACCAACUGGAUUCCUGCUGACAGUUUCCAGGAGACAAUAACGAAAGAGAGACUUCGCCGUCUGCUCCAGUCGGCGGCAGACGUCAACAUCAACUCCAUGAGAGCCUGGGGUGGCGGGGUAUAUGAGUCUGAAGAUUUUUACGACUUAACAGAUGAACUUGGGAUCAUGAUAUGGCAAGACUUGAUGUUUAGUGGCGCAAUGUAUCCAGUAGAUGAACCUUUUUUGGAAUCAGUAAAACAGGAAUUGAAAUAUCAGGUCCAGCGACUAAAGCAUCGACCUUCAAUCAUUGUCUGGGCUGGAAGCAAUGAGAAUGAGAAAGCUCUGCGACUGAAUUGGUUUAAUACUAGUGUCAACUACACCCGAUACUACGACGACUAUGUCAAAUUGUACAUUGACACUGUCAGACCUAUUGUCCUCAGUGAAGACUCCACCAGAGAAUUCCUCUCAUCAAGUCCCAGUGAUGGCAUGGAGACUGAGAGACAAGGAUGGGUGGCCAAGGACCCUGGUGAUGAGCUCUAUGGAGACAUUCACUACUACAACUACACUGUUGACCUCUACAAUGACAGUACAUUUCGUAUUCCACGGUUUGCAUCUGAGUUUGGUGUCCAGGCAUGGUGUGAUGCAGAAACUCUGGAAGAUGUUUUUCUAGAGUCUGACUUUGACUAUUGGGGCAAAAUGGCAGAACAUCGACAGCAUCACGCAUUUGGUCAGAUUGAAAUGUUCACUGAGAUAAAGACGCACAUGAAGAUUCCCGAAACCAACGACACGAAACAGAAGUUCAAGGAUCUCAUAUACCUCACACAGAUCAACCAAGCAGAGUCAGUUAAAGCAGAAACGGAACAUUAUCGCCGCUGGCAAACAGACUUGAUGUCUGACGGUCGAGGAUUAACAAUGGGCGCCCUCUACUGGCAGUUAAAUGACAUCUGGCAGACACCAUCAUGGGCUUCUAUUGAUUACCAAGGAAAGUGGAAAAUGCUACAUUAUUACGUCAGGAAAUUCUUUUCACCUACAUUAAUCUCUCCAUUUAAUGACAAUGGUGACCUGAGUGUGUAUGUGGUGGUUGACGGAAUUCCAUUGCUGGAGGCACGCGACUCGGUAACAGGGAAUCUAGAAUUUAGACUGAAUGGGACAUCAGGACAGAUAGAAAAUAGAUACCAUGACUCAAAGAUUAACAGGUCUAUGUUUUCUGCUGCCAUAAGUGGCAAACUGUACAUUCAGAUGUAUUCAUGGGAUAGCUUUACACCUUUGAAGGUUUGGAAUGUGCCAUAUAAGCUUCACACAUCAGCUGAGUUGGUAUUCAAAAAGAACAUGGCUGCCAUGAUGAAAGAGGCUGGGUGCACCCGCUUCGAGAAGUGUUUCUUCUAUCUGUACGGUGGCCAUGGUGACCAGAUGUCUAACUGGUUGUCCAUGGCAUACAUGAAGGAUGCCCAAGGAUUGACUAAAGCAAAGAUAUUGAUCACUCAUAUUAAACAGACCACACCCACCCAGUUUGAAAUAUAUCUUGCAUCCAAUCGGAUUGCUCCUUACGUCUGGCUGGAUGCAUAUAAAGUAAAAGGCCGUUUUUCCGACAAUGGCUUCCUGAUGUUAAAACCACAGACAGUUGUUAAGUACACAGCCUGGGAACCAGUUGAUCUCAAAGUCUUCAAGAAAACCUUGAGUGUAAAGUCUUUAAUGGAUGUCUACCAACAUGUCUGACAGUAUAUUAAUAAUAUUUAAUUAAUACAUCUAUCUCUAGCUUCUCGGUGGCGUCAUGGUUAGGCCAUCGGUCUACAGGCUGGUAGGUACUGGGUUCGGAUCCCAGUCGAGGCAU